Alexandromys fortis (reed vole) is the source of this 1518-nucleotide messenger RNA. RefSeq names its product trypsin inhibitor ClTI-1-like. The transcript has 5 exons. The record is from RefSeq and is a predicted model, not a curated record. The coding region runs from base 945 to 1199 and encodes 84 amino acids. Gene Ontology annotation, molecular function: protein binding. Lineage: Eukaryota; Metazoa; Chordata; Mammalia; Rodentia; Cricetidae.
AAAUAAGAGGUAGAAAUACAAGUCCAUGUCUUAUACUUUUAAUGUUCUAGAUUUAAUGACAUUCAGACUGUAAAUAAGCGUUUCUUCAAAAUUUUGACAUGUUUCCCGAUGUACUCCAGGAUAAAGAAGCACAGCAGUAGGAAAGGGUGCGUCAGGCCAGGCACAGAGAGAAUCCAUUCCUAUAGUGUGCAUAGCUGCAGAAAAGAUGGAGAGAAGCAAUUAGCAAAGACGACAGGGUCGCUUUCCCUCAGCCUGUGCUCUCUUCUGCUCUGUUCUUUUGAAUUCUGUUUUGGAGGAGUGUUCUUGAACUAAGCUAUAGCUGAGACUCCCAGGGGAGCAUUUGGCCCUGUGAUGUUCAGGCCUUUUCUCCUAACCAUCAGUUCUCUGCUUUGACAGACAGCAGAGCAAUGUCGUCACCAGAGUCAGAAGAUUGCUGUGAUUGUAGCACAUAUUAAUUUAAAAGGUUAAUAACCUAUGCCCAUGUCUAAAUGUCAUUGUCAACCUCAUUGUUUCUCAUUGAUUCUCUUUUCUUCUUAUACCUCAUUUAUUUGGAAAAGAUUGAUAUUUCUUCCCUUUCCUGGAUUAAUUGAGCACUUCAUUCAUUUAGUACUUAUGAGUUCAUGAGGACAAACUGUCCCUGAAUAUCUGGCCAAGAAAAGAUCUGUUGAACACAGGCUUCACUCAUGACCUGCUUUACGACCUCCAGAGAGAGUAUACUAAGUCUCCGUGUCUUAUCUUCCCUGUGCAAUCCUCUCAGCCCAUAGAGCCCAUCACUCAUAGAUGAACUGGAGACUUCUCUGGAAGACUCUGAGGGAGGAGAUAAAAGUGAACAUUGGAAUGAACAAAAUAGCCACAGCCUCUGAACUGUUGUCCUUAAACCAAAUAUCUCUGUGUGAGGUACCGUGUUUACUGACAUUCCAAAGUUUGUUGUGUAUCUUCAUAAAAUGUUGGUCUUCUCAGGAGUUCAAGUUAUGUACAUCACCUUGUCCUUUCUUCUUUGUUCUGAAAGUUCCAUUAUAAAAAGAUCAUUUUAUAUACACCGACUGUGUGAUACGUUUCAACCUUUUGGAUAUUGUAGCAAAGAGUAUCUUCCAGUCUGUGCAACCAAUCGCCGCACUUAUGGCAACAUAUGCCUUUUCUGUAUUGCAUACAAAAGACACCGUGGUGCAAUUAUGGUGACACGUUUUGAAGCAUGCUGAGUUUUAAUGGAGCUACAUAUCCCUGGGGAUAUUAUUAUGAUCACAGUUUUUCCCUGAAGUCUACAGUGGAUCAGGGAUUUUGUCAUCAGGUUCCCAUAGUCCCAGAAGAUUGGGUGAAUCUCUGUGUAGGAUCCACAAGAGAAGACUGACUGUCAUUGUUCUUUUCAUUUCUCAGGUCCUCUGGUCUCAAGGUUUUACUUCAUGUAAUGAACUACUUAAUGGCACUUAAAUUCCUAAAUCUUAAUUUUACAUUCUGUAAACUGACAACUUAAAGCCAUUAAUGCCCUAGUUAUGGUUCUUAAUAAAAUUGUAAACUCCA